Ichthyophthirius multifiliis is the source of this 1995-nucleotide messenger RNA. RefSeq lists its product as hypothetical. The record is from RefSeq and is a predicted model, not a curated record. The transcript is spliced from 2 exons. Lineage: Eukaryota; Ciliophora; Oligohymenophorea; Hymenostomatida.
AUGCUAAACUAUUGAUGUAUUUGGUUUAAUGAAUACAUUUGGAAGAAAAGAUUUUUAAACAUAAACUUAUGUAGAAAAAGUAUUUGAUGUAUAAGGUUAAUCUACUUGCUAGUUAAAUUUUGAUUUAUAUCUUAUGAAUAUUACAUUCAAAGAUAUUUUUUUCGUAGAAGUUGAUGAUGUAUAGGAUGGUUAAAUAGAAGUAUUGAAAUAUGAUUGUAAUAAUAUAUUAUAAAAUAAAGAAGGAGAUAUCUUAACUGUAUAAUGUUUUGAUACAGAUUAUAAUAUUUAAAGAGAUACUUAAAUUGCAUAAUUUAAAGAAAAGUCAUUUAAUGUCAGAAGCUCUUUUAAAUUAAGAUUUAGAGCUGAAUUAUCUUCAGAAGAUAAUGAUACUUAUUGGGGCUUAAGAAACGUUUCUAUAAAAUGCGUUUGUAAAGAUUGUAAUGAACAAAACUAAUGUCCUGCAAAUUCAAUUAAAAACUAAACUGGAGUAUGUGAAUGUUAUAAAGGAUUUGUUAAUAUAGGAACUUAAGAAUAAUUGAUUUGCGAAAUUGAAGAACAUGCAUGUGAUAUAUCAUGUCAUACUUGUGAUAAUGGAGUUUGUGGAUGUAACACAGAUUAGACUCUUUCCAACGAUGGAAAAAGCUGCAACACUCCAGUAUGUAAUGAUAGUUGUUUCUAAUGUGAUAAAGGAAUUUGUAUUUGUGGAGAAGGGUAGGAAUUGACUGAAGAUAAUAAAUCUUGCUAAGUAAAAUGCCCAGACGGAUGGAAAAGGGGUGAAGACGGUUUAUCAUGUUCACUUGAAUGUAAAUUAGGGUGGUAAUUAAAUGAAGAUGGAUAAUCUUGUGUGCUUGUUUGUGGAGAAGAAUAAGAAAUUAGUAAAGAUGGAUAGUCAUGUAUAGUAAAAUGCCCAAAUGGAUGGACAAGAGGUGAAGAUGGUUUAUCAUGCUUCCUUGAAUGUAAAUUAGGAUGGUAAUUAAGUGAAGAUGGAUAAUCUUGCUUACCACCCUCUUGUGAUGAAUCAUGUCAUACUUGCGAUUUAGGUGUUUGCGGAUGUAACGAAAAAUAUACACUUUCUGAGAAUAAUAAAAAAUGCAACCCACCUGUUUGCCAUGAAAGUUGUUCCUAAUGUAAUGAAGGUACUUGCGUUUGUGAUGAAGGUCAAUAAUUGAAUGAAGAUUAAUAAUCUUGUUCUGUUGUCUGCCCUCAAGAUUGGACAUAUGAUGGAUAAUCUUGCUUACCCCCCUCUUGUGAUGAAUCAUGUCAUACUUGCGAUUUAGGUGUUUGCGGAUGUAACGAAAAAUAUACACUUUCUGAGAAUAAUAAAAAAUGUAACCCACCUGUUUGCCAUGAAAGUUGUUUCUAAUGCCAUGAAGGUACUUGUGUUUGUGAUGAAGGUCACUAAUUGAAUGAAGAUUAAUAAUCUUGUUCUGUUGUCUGCCCUCAAGAUUGGACAUAUGAUGGAUAAUCUUGCUUACCCCCCUCUUGUGAUGAAUCAUGUCAUACUUGCGAUUUAGGUGUUUGCGGAUGUAACGAAAAAUAUACACUUUCUGAGAAUAAUAAAAAAUGUAACCCACCUGUUUGCCAUGAAAGUUGUUUCUAAUGCCAUGAAGGUACUUGUGUUUGUGAUGAAGGUCACUAAUUGAAUGAAGAUUAAUAAUCUUGUUCUGUUGUCUGCCCUCAAGAUUGGACAUAUGAUGGAUAAUCUUGUUUACCCCCCUCUUGUGAUGAAUCAUGUCAUACUUGCGAUUUAGGUGUUUGCGGAUGUAACGAAAAAUAUACACUUUCUGAGAAUAAUAAAAAAUGUAACCCACCUGUUUGCCAUGAAAGUUGUUUCUAAUGCCAUGAAGGUACUUGUGUUUGUGAUGAAGGUCACUAAUUGAAUGAAGAUUAAUAAUCUUGUUCUGUUGUCUGCCCUCAAGAUUGGACAUAUGAUGGAUAAUCUUGCUUACCACCCUCUUGUGAUGAAUCAUGUCAUACUUGCGAUUUAGGUGUUGC